UUCGAAGCGCGCUUAAUACCUACAGAAGUGUCACUCCUUUGCAUCACAAUUUUAUUUUUUAAUAAAUAUCUUUUUAAUUUUUAAUAGUGGCAACGAUAACGUUCGUUCCAUUUUGUUUUAAUAAAUUUCUUUUUAUUUUUUAAUAGUGGCAACGAUAACGUUCAUUCCUUCAUGUUUUAAUAAAUUUCUUUUUAAUUUUAACAGUGUCAGCGAUAGAGUAAAAAGUAUUUCAUCGCUUCAUUUAUGAUUUAAUGUUUUUUUAUUUUGCGCAUUGGCAAUGUGUGCCUAAAUAUGUAAUGUUGGAAAAGUUAAGAAUAUUAUUUUAUGUGUUGAUGACUUUAUUUAUACCGUACUUACUGCAAGAAUACAUUGCAGCUAUUUUAAUUAAUAAAAUUAAUAAUUGUAAUUGUAAAUAUUGUAAUAAUUAAGGAAUGGAGAUAUACGUUCUGUUUUUAAUUAUAUUAUUUUUUAAUUUGAGUUGUAUUGCUGCUGAAUUAAGUCUUAGGUUUGUUUUCAUAAUUGAAGCCCAGGAUCAAGAUUUGCCCCAGCAAAUUGGAAGAGCGUUGAGGCUGGUUGAGGAGCAGCACCCAGAGAUCAAGGUUGCUGAUUCCGUGGUGUUCCUAGAUAGGGAAAAUGAAGAUGAGAGUUCAAGAAGACUUUGCGCCUCCCUUUCAAAGGGAGCGUCCAUGAUAAUCGACGUCUCGUGGUACCCUUGGGAGGUGGCAGCACAGCUGGCCGUGGACUCAGGGUUGCCGUUAGUGAGGACUCUCCUCGGCUCACAGCAGCUGUUGACAGCCCUGGACAGUUACCUGGAGUCGAGAAAUGCCACCGACGCUGCUAUACUCUUGGAGAGUGAAAGUGACGUGGAUAGAACGCUGUAUCAACUCCUCGGAGGGUCGAAUGUUCGAGUGUGGGUGCACGCUGGUCUCACCAGAGACUCCGCUAGAGCGUUGAAGACCAUGCGACCGGAGCCGAGCUUCUACGCUAUUGUGGGGGGCAAUGGGUUUGUUAUGGAUACAUAUAGAAGGGCCGUCAAAGAGAAGUUAGUCCGCCGGGACUAUCGCUGGAACCUGAUCUUCACGGACUACACUGGUAACAACGUGGAUCUAUCCCAGUUGGUACUGCCCACGGCGGUGCUGUACGUAGACCCUGCAGAAUGCUGCAAGAUCUCCAGUCGGCGUGAGGAUUGCAGUUGUCCUGCUGAUUUGCAGAGAUCCCAACUAGUCCUCAACUCCUUCAUUCAAUAUAUAGUAGAAGUCUACUCGAGGCUGGAUCACGACCUUGCCACCCUAACUUCUACCGUAGACUGUGACAAGAUCCAGGGUUGGGAGAUGAAUGUCACAAGAGACCGGUUGUACAGACAGUUCGCUGAAGAUGCUGAGAUGAGCAAUGAGACGGUUUUCUAUUGGGAUGGUGAGAGAUCAGGCCUCUUCCUGCGUUCCCGCUUCGUCCUCUCCAUGUAUAAGCCUGAUGAAGACCUGCAGACUGUAGCCACCUGGUCAGCAGACGAGGAGUACCGCCUUCUGCAGGGUGUUGUAUUAGAACCCUUGAAAUCCUUCUUCAGGAUUGGAACCUCUUCUGCUAUACCUUGGACUCUACCAAAGAUCGACCCCGAGUCAGGGGAGCCCAUGUUGAACGAAGACGGCCAACCGAUCUACGAAGGGUACUGCAUUGACCUCAUCGCUAAAUUGUCUGAAACCAUGAAUUUUGAAUACGAGAUCGUGACACCAAAGUCGGGCACGUUCGGCACGAAACUACCGAACGGCUCCUGGGACGGUAUUGUGGGCGAUUUGGUGAGAGGGGAGACAGAUUUGGCGGUAGCAGCUCUAACCAUGACUGCCGAGAGGGAAGAAGUCAUUGACUUCGUGGCUCCAUACUUCGAGCAGACUGGAAUACUAAUUGCAAUCCGCAAGCCAAUACGGAAGACGUCUCUCUUCAAGUUCAUGACGGUGCUCCGGACUGAGGUGUGGCUCAGUAUCGUGGGUGCUCUGGUGCUGACAGGCUUCAUGAUCUGGCUACUGGACAAAUACUCCCCAUACUCGGCCAGGAACGACCCGGAUUCUUAUCCGUACCCUUGCAGAGAAUUCACACUGAAGGAGAGUUUUUGGUUCGCCCUCACCUCUUUCACCCCACAAGGCGGCGGGGAAGCACCUAAGGCGCUGUCGGGGAGGACCCUGGUGGCUGCUUACUGGCUGUUCGUGGUGCUCAUGCUAGCCACCUUCACGGCUAACUUGGCUGCCUUUCUGACCGUUGAGAGAAUGCAGACCCCAGUGUCGUCUCUGGAGCAGCUGGCGAGACAGUCCAGGAUCAAUUACACCGUGGUGGAAGGAUCCACUGUACAUCAAUACUUUAUUAAUAUGAAAUUCGCCGAGGACACACUGUAUAGAGUAUGGAAGGAAAUAACUCUGAAUGCGACAUCUGACCAGGCGCAGUACAGAGUAUGGGAUUACCCCAUCAGAGAACAAUACGGGCAUAUAUUAUUAGCUAUAAACGCCACAGGGCCAGUGCCUGACGCGAAGACAGGCUUCGAUCAAGUCAACGAGCAUACAGAUGCGGAUUUUGCUUUUAUUCAUGAUUCAGCUGAAAUCAAAUACGAAGUGACCAGGAAUUGCAACCUGACAGAAGUAGGCGAAGUCUUCGCUGAGCAGCCGUACGCGUUGGCCGUCCAGCAAGGGUCCAGAUUGCAGGAGGACCUGUCCAAGGCGCUGCUUGGACUGCAGAAGGAGAGGUUCUUGGAGCAGCUGGCUUCGAAGUAUUGGAAUGACACAGCGCGCCAGGCGUGCCCUGACGCUGACGAGUCCGAAGGAAUCACACUGGAGAGCUUGGGCGGCGUCUUCAUAGCGACUUUAUUCGGAUUGGGGCUUGCGAUGAUCACCCUCGCUUGGGAGGUAUUUUACUACAAGAGGAAAGAAUCGAACAAGGUCCAAAUGCUGGAGGCCAAUAUGGAAAAACCGGCGGAAAACAAGAAGAGUUUAGAGACGAAAACGGACAAUUUCACUAAAAUCAGAAAGAGAGACGUCAAAGGUGGUAAAAAGAGUGGUAAAGUGACAAAAGGUGGUAAAAACGUUACCAUCGGUGAUACGUUCAAGCCGGCAGCCGAGAAGAUCUCUUUUAUAAGUGUCUACCCCAAAGGUGGUUAUAGGCCGUAAAAUGAGGGUACAGUGGUAUAACACCUUAGUCCUCAGGAAUGGCAACGCAUGGGGGGUAUCAUGGGCGAAACAGUUUACUCUGUUAUGUCCACGGUACUACUCAUGUCUAUAGGCGACGGUUACCACUUUCCAUCAGGUGGGCCGUCAGCUUGUUUGCCAUUCUAAGUUGUAUAAAAAAAAAAGAAAAGAUCACACAAAUGUCUGAUUAUCCCAUUUAAGUUUUUAUAAAUUAUAUAUAAACAUUUUUUUUUUUGUUUAAAUUCAAUCGUAAUUCAAUAUUGUUCUUGCGUGUGGUGAAAACAAGUAGAUUGUGUAAUAUUGCACAAAAAAAUAACCGACUUCAAUUGUGGAAAAACCGGUUUUGAUUUAAAAAUUAAAUUACUAAACUGAUUUUGACGAAACUCUUAUGGGACUAAAUUGAAAGUAUUCUAAAAUCAUGCAUUCAAAUAAAAAAUAAUUUUUCAAAACUGUUUACAAAUAACAGAGUUUGAAAGUGACAAAUAUAAAAGAAAUACAAAUGUAUUGUACCUCCUCCUAUUUUGAAGUCGGAUAAAUAUAUAAGCCUUAGAAAAUCUAUUAAUAAAACAAUAUAUAAAUAA
Molecule: messenger RNA, 3748 nt
Organism: Galleria mellonella (greater wax moth)
Lineage: Eukaryota; Metazoa; Arthropoda; Insecta; Lepidoptera; Pyralidae
Gene: Ir8a
Product: ionotropic receptor 25a
Exons: 18
Coding region: 432-3149 (905 amino acids)
Biological process (GO): synaptic transmission, glutamatergic; monoatomic ion transport; modulation of chemical synaptic transmission
Cellular component (GO): plasma membrane; postsynaptic membrane
Molecular function (GO): glutamate-gated receptor activity; transmitter-gated monoatomic ion channel activity involved in regulation of postsynaptic membrane potential
Source: RefSeq, a predicted model, not a curated record